Messenger RNA from Impatiens glandulifera, 531 nucleotides. RefSeq names its product glycine-rich protein 2-like. NCBI's taxonomy places the organism in Eukaryota, Viridiplantae, Streptophyta, Magnoliopsida, Ericales, Balsaminaceae. The transcript has a single exon. The record is from RefSeq and is a predicted model, not a curated record. The coding region runs from base 1 to 531 and encodes 176 amino acids. Gene Ontology annotation, molecular function: zinc ion binding; nucleic acid binding.
AUGGCGGAGGAAAAUGAGAAAACGAAUACUGGAGUGGUGAAGCGAUUCAACAAGCAAAAUGGGUUCGGUUUUAUAACUCCAGACGACGGAAGCCAGGACCUGUUCUUUCAUACCACCUCGAUUCUAAACAACAGAUUCCGUACACUCGUUGUAGGAAUGAUCGUGGAGUUUUCAAUCUAUUUUGGCUACGACAGUCGUACUCAGGCUGUGGAUAUCAGAGUCCGCAAUGUAUCUCCUUUUCAGGAUAAUAUCCGUGGCGUCCGCGACGGCGGAUGUGGCCGUGUAGGCGAUGGUUAUAGGUACAAUUCCAGCAGAAAACAGGGGCGUCAAAACAGCAAAUUUGGAAUUGGAGGGAAAUGGUUUGGAUGGGGAAAGAAAACUUGUUUUCACUGUGGCGAGGCAGGUCAUAAGGCAAAGGAUUGUAAUCAAAGUGGCGGUGGUGACGGUGAUAAUGGCAGAGGUGGACAUGGGUGCUACAAAUGUGGGGAGAAUGGACAUUUUGCAAGGAAAUGCCCUAAAGUUCGUCAUUGA